UCACUUUCUCCGCUUCCACAACACUGCUACAGUACUACUACUACUCCGCUGUGACAAAUAAGGGUAAUUUGGAAAACUGGGGCUCGAUGGGAGAAGGAAUUGAUAAGAACCCUUGCUUGACAAUGCACCAGCCAUGGGCAUCUCUUCUUGUUUAUGGAAUCAAACGAAUUGAAGGAAGAUCAUGGCCUGCUCCUAUUAGAGGUAGGCUUUGGAUUCAUGCCGCUGGUAAAGUUCCGGAACCAGAAACAAUAAAGGCAAUGGAAGAUUUUUACAGGGCAAUUUAUGCAGUAAAUGGGAUAACCGACCUUAAGUUUCCAGAGUCUUAUCCAGUUUCUCAACUUUUAGGAUGUGUUGAUGUGGUUGGCUGUGUUAAAUGUCAAGAGCUAGUUUGCUGGGACGAGAUACCUGAAGGGGUUAGAUUGGAAGGACUAACAAACUUUUGCUGGCUUUGUGAACACCCACAGAGAUUGGUAGUACCAUUUGAGAUGCGUGGAUAUCAGCGCAUCUAUAACCUGGAAAAGAAGAUACACGAAGCAGCAGUUAGAGGUCUUCGCCCAGUGGAGUGUCCACUACCUGUGAAAUUUCCACUUCCGAAUCCACAAGAUUCUUUUUCUUUGAAGCCGGGAUCACUUGUUUGUCAAUUAUCCAGCAAAAGAACAUCUGAGAUAGAUAAAACACCCACUCUCAAUGCUGCAAUUGCUGGUGCACGUGCUGCAGCCACUCAAUACUCAAAAAAGGACUCAAAUUACCGAAUAGCGUUGAUGAAAAAGGAUGUGAACGAUUUAGCACAAACAAGUAACUCGAAGGACAAAUCUGAGACAGCAGAUGUUUCUCUCGGGAGACCUCCUCAAAUGGAUUAGCUGCCGCCGGCUCAUCGGAAUGACUUGAACUAGCUGUGUGCAUAUUAAGGUUCCUAUGUUUUAAACCACUUUCUGGAUUACCUGGCUUUAUGUGGAGCUAGACGGUGACGUAGAUUAAUCCUUUUAACCAGUGUGAAAGUAUCACAUUUCAGAGGAAGUAGUUGUGGUAAGUAAUCUUUAUGUUCCUUAUUUCCUGAUAUUUACUGGAACACAAAUGUAACUAACUAGAGUUCUGCAUGGACGUUAUAGGAGCUCGAUAUGUAUUUACUAUGUCUGUUCGAUAUUAUCUGAAAUGGUAAAAACUUUUCUUCAGCAAUUAAAUCUGAAUCAAUUCUUUAUAGUUA
Papaver somniferum (opium poppy) is the source of this 1204-nucleotide messenger RNA. RefSeq names its product activating signal cointegrator 1-like. Gene Ontology annotation, cellular component: nucleus. The transcript is spliced from 7 exons. Bases 87 to 860 code for a protein of 257 amino acids. Gene Ontology annotation, biological process: positive regulation of DNA-templated transcription. The record is from RefSeq and is a predicted model, not a curated record. NCBI's taxonomy places the organism in Eukaryota, Viridiplantae, Streptophyta, Magnoliopsida, Ranunculales, Papaveraceae. Gene Ontology annotation, molecular function: transcription coactivator activity.